Molecule: messenger RNA, 2196 nt
Organism: Amorphotheca resinae ATCC 22711
Lineage: Eukaryota; Fungi; Ascomycota; Leotiomycetes; Helotiales; Amorphothecaceae
Exons: 3
Coding region: 332-2056 (574 amino acids)
Biological process (GO): copper ion import; intracellular iron ion homeostasis; iron ion transport
Cellular component (GO): plasma membrane
Molecular function (GO): ferric-chelate reductase activity
Source: RefSeq, a predicted model, not a curated record
UUUUAUUUCGUUGAUUCCCAUUUUCCUCCCCGGUGGAACAAUUUCUCUUCUCUCCUCUUUUCCCUGCCCUGCCCCGCGCCUGACUGGCCUCGACACGCAUCACUCCUACUCGAGUAUCCCCCGUCAACGGCCCAGACCACUGCUCCGUUGACCUCCUUGAUCUGUGCUCCCACGAGCUUAUUUCGAAUCUUCUGUUCUAUGCUGGCCAUUCACAGAAUUAUCUCAUUCAUUUCCUCUCGAUUUCUUCGAGGCUGUCCAUCCUUCGACUUAACGCGACCCGUUUGACACAUCGAUUGUGUCUUCUCCUUCGACCGGAUUCCUGACCGUCAAAAUGACGGCUAGAAUCAGAUCAGCUCAAGCGCCAGCCGCUGUACUCAACCAGGAGUUUUACAACUACAUCUUUGUCAUCCUUGCUUCUCUAACUGUAGCAUUGGCGCUCUGGAGGGUCGGCAUUGAAUCGGUCAAGUACGUACGAACCUUGACGUGCCUUAACAACGAAACACAACGAUAUUUCGCCAGACCUACAGGAACAUAUGCCAGCUUCAAGAAGCAUCUCAUCUACGCGCCUGUCCUAAGCAAGCGACACAACAGAGAGUUCAGGCUCUCAGCAGCUGUAAAUGUAGGAACCUUACCUACCCGACUGCAACUGUUGUUCCUCAUGUCAUACUUCGGGACGAACAUUGCAUUUUGCGUCGUCAGUAUUGACUGGAACCAACCAUUAAUCACGGCUGCCAAGGAGUUAAGGAAUCGAACAGGUGUGCUUGCCAUGGUCAAUAUGGUUCCGUUAUUUAUCAUGGCGGCUCGAAACAAUCCUCUAAUCAAUUGGCUCAAUCUGUCUUUUGAUACCUUCAACUUGUUGCACAGAUGGUUCGGAAGGAUCGUCGUCUUGGAAGUUCUGGCACAUGCCAUUGCAUGGGCAGUUUCUGAAGUCAGUUCAGCUGGUUGGUCCGGAGUUCAGGAAGCAAUUACGAAAGACCCAAUGAUUAUGUUUGGAUUCAUUGCUGUUGUCGCCGGCAUUGCAAUUGUUAUCCAGGCAAACUCAAUCUUCCGACAUGCGUUUUAUGAGGUCUUCAAACACCUUCAUAUUGCAUUGGUCAUACUUUCGAUAAUUACCAUUUGGUACCAUUUAAAACUGGCCGGUCUACCACAGAUAAAACUUCUCUAUGGCAUUAUUGCGAUCUGGGUUGCCGAGCGUGCAACUCGAGUGCUCAGAGUCGUGUACCGAAACAGAGGAGGCACGAAGGCAUUGGUGGAGGCUCUACCAGGGAAUGCCUGUCGCGUAACUAUCAAUCUGCCUCGACCGUGGACCUUCAAGUCAGGUCAACACGCCUACCUUUACAUGCCCAGCAUCGGAUGGUUGGCAUCACACCCAUUCUCAAUUGCCUGGUCCGAGGAAGUGGAGAAUCUCAGCGACGAGAAGCUAGCUAUGAACCGCCAGGAUAUAUUAGCGAUGCAACAAACGAGCAUGUCGUUUAUCAUACGUGCUAGGACAGGAUUUACCAACAAGUUGUUCAAGAAGGCGGAAGCCUCUCCUGAUGGACGCUUCUUCACCAAAUGCUUCGCUGAAGGGCCGUAUGGGGGAAUGCAUAUGAUGCAUAGUUAUGGCACAGUUGUGCUGUUUGCAGGUGGAGUCGGAAUAACACACCAAGUUCCUCAUGUGCGUGACCUUGUUGCUGGCUAUGCCAAUGGUACCGUGGCAGUCCGAAAAAUCGUUUUGGUCUGGAUCAUCCAAUCCCCAGAACACUUGGAGUGGAUCCGGCCUUGGAUGACUUCAAUCUUGGCUAUGGAUAAGCGCCGUGAUGUACUUCGCAUCAUGCUCUUUGUCAGUCGGCCCAGAUCAACGAAGGAGAUCCACAGCCCCUCGGCAACUGUACAAAUGUUUCCUGGACGGCCGAAUAUUGAUACUUUGAUAGACAAGGAGAUGGAGAACCAGAUUGGAGCUAUGGGUGUGUCGGUGUGCGGGAGCGGCGGCUUGUCAGAUGAUGUAAGGAGGGCCGUCCGUGUCCGUCAACAUGCUGGUAAUGUUGACUUUGUCGAGGAGGCGUUCUCAUGGUAGACUUUAGGGCCAUCCCUUAGGACGCAGGGAGGGCUUGGAUGCGAAUGUUUGGCUAUGGCUUUUGCCAAUCUUGGCCGUAACUACAGCACGCCUUUCUUUGGGCAAGCAUGAGUUCUUUGUACAUUUGUAGGGAUAGAGGU